Messenger RNA from Trypanosoma grayi, 1779 nucleotides. RefSeq lists its product as hypothetical. Gene Ontology annotation, biological process: protein modification by small protein removal. The transcript has a single exon. NCBI's taxonomy places the organism in Eukaryota, Euglenozoa, Kinetoplastea, Trypanosomatida, Trypanosomatidae. Gene Ontology annotation, molecular function: peptidase activity. The record is from RefSeq and is a predicted model, not a curated record. Bases 1 to 1779 code for a protein of 592 amino acids.
AUGCCCCAGCAGCAGAGCGUUGAGUCCUUCAAGCGCAUCUCAUUCAUGGCCGAUGGUCAGGCCCGCAUCACGGAGGGCUCGUCGCGGCGCUUACUUCCGGUACGAUCGAGUGAACCCUUCAGCGACGAUGCGGGCCUGCCGAUGCCGGCCGCGCUCUUUAGCUACUCACGCAUCAUUGUCAGUAAGAGCAGGGACGCAGCAGCAGCAGCAGCAGAAGCAGAAGCAGGCCACGCACCGCAGAUGAGGACUGUGGCAAGGCACGUGCCAUCUUUCUGUCCACCGGAACGCAAUCACUGCGGUGCAGCGGUAUCACAUAACGCAACUCUGGUCUUGUCCACCAUGAAGCCGGUAUGCUCUAGAAUGAGCUUCUCUGUGCUGCUGCACGUGUACGAUCUUAGCAACGGACUUCUUCACCGACACAGCGAAGAGCUGCUUGGGAUCUAUGCAUCUGGCGUCUGCCACAGCAGUGUGGUGUGCUACGGCAUGGAAUUCUUCUUCGAAGGUGGCAUUGACGUGGCAUGUGCUGGUUGCACCCGCUUCGGGAAAAACUUCGACAAGGUAGAUCUUGGCACAACAACCAAAACCUUGAGUGAGUUUAUGGCUUGGAUUCACCAACACAGGGAGGAGUAUCAGCUGAAUCUGUAUCAUCCAACACAACAUAAUUGUCAUCACUUCACCAGAGAAGCAUCUACCUUCUUGAUUGGCAAAGAAGGUGCUCAUCCGUCACACCUCAAUGACACUGUGAAAACUCUCAUCAGUACGAAAAUUGGUGCGGGUGUGGAUGAACUUCUGUUUCGCUUCAUUCGCGGAGUGCAGUGGGUGAUUGCCAAGACACAGCGCGAUCGGAUGUUGGAGCGACAAAGAAGUGCGAUGACCAUUGCGCGCUGUGCCAGGGCUUAUGGUGUGGAUGCUCAGCCUCCCCGCUCUGUUGUGCUCUUCCGUGUCGAUAGCGCCCUCAAAAGUCGUCAGGCACUCGAGGCGCUGAUGCCGUACGUUGAGCAGUUGAAGCAGCGUGGCGUGCUUGAUAAGCCUUGGAGAGGAGCGAUGCAAUUCUUCGCCACACUUUCUGAGGGAGGGGAAGUAAUUGAUCCUAAGCUUGCAUUGGAAUACGUAGAGACAGUAGCUUGUGUUUUAAUGCACACGCACGUGACGCUUUGGGGGCCCAUCCUCAAUGGCCUGCGCGUCGCCAUACUGCACAAGACGGUGUUGUGCAACUGCGUAUUCCACCCACGGCUUAUUGGUAUACUGGGCGGUGGGGUGCGGGACUUUUUGAGCAUGACGGCUGACGGAAAACUCGCGUUGCUUCGGGUUUUGUGUAACUUGUCUUCUGGUGUCCACGGCGCUGUUGUCCUGAACUGUAGGGCCUUCUCCGAACUGUGGGUGAGUGCUGUUGGCCUGGCGCUCAUGGAUCACCGCAACACCGCUAUUGUAUACACAGGGGCCGCGCUUGCUGUAAACUUGACGCAUUCCUUUAUGUUGACCACAAACUCGUUGUUGGCGAGGCUGUAUGAUGAUGUCGCUGUGCGUGGACACCCCGUUCGUGCGUUGCUGACGGUUCUGCUCUUUCAUCUGCGGCACUGGCCCCCCGAACGGGUGACGGAGGCCGCGCUGAACAUGGUGCUUCUUGCACUGUUCUUUCUUCUUUCCAGCUGUGAGGCCGCCGUGGAUGCUGCAGCAGAGCAUCCGUUCAGGCUGAAUUAUAUGGACCUGCUCAAGAGGGCGCGAACAAACGAAAGUAAGGCACUUAUCUGCCUCUUGCAUGGUCUUCAGCAUCUCUGA